Brachypodium distachyon (stiff brome) is the source of this 538-nucleotide messenger RNA. RefSeq lists its product as uncharacterized. The transcript has 3 exons. NCBI's taxonomy places the organism in Eukaryota, Viridiplantae, Streptophyta, Magnoliopsida, Poales, Poaceae. Bases 57 to 521 code for a protein of 154 amino acids. The record is from RefSeq and is a predicted model, not a curated record.
UGUUAACAACAUAAUGAAUUUCGUAUUGUUGGUUGACGUGUGCACAGAAAGCAUCAAUGAUCGCCAGGAUGACUGCUAAGUACGUCGCUGAGGAAACCAAGAAAAACAUGGAGUCGUUCACUCAGAGAAUUGAAAAAGCAGCUGGGAAAAGGGUACUGGAUGUUGGUGCUUCCUGUUCGGGACUAGGUUUGCCCUUGUUCUUCACUGCUGACGAGACACCAAAUGAGCAGGGCACGGUAUUGGAAUCAGAGCCGCACCGGAAAGAUCCACUUGCACGCCUUAAACAGAGGCUGUCGUUUGACGGCAAAGAUAAAUGUCAUGGGCCGUCUGUCAACUUGGCAGAUCAUAAGGUUGUAGUGGACUCUGCCAGCAACGGCAAUCAAGCGGUGGACUUUGAACUCUUCAACUUGUCCCCUUUAGGAACCGCUGAAGUUCCAAGUAUCAACGAAAUAAUAGACGUGGAACAGAUAGAGGACGACAGCAGGGACAUGCAUGUUAUGAACAGCGCACAGAACCGGUGAUAACAAACCCGCCAAAA